Aspergillus homomorphus CBS 101889 is the source of this 234-nucleotide messenger RNA. Its product is annotated as ubiquitin-like protein HUB1. The coding region runs from base 1 to 234 and encodes 77 amino acids. Gene Ontology annotation, biological process: protein modification process; mRNA splicing, via spliceosome. Gene Ontology annotation, cellular component: nucleus; cytoplasm. The record is from RefSeq and is a predicted model, not a curated record. Lineage: Eukaryota; Fungi; Ascomycota; Eurotiomycetes; Eurotiales; Aspergillaceae. Gene Ontology annotation, molecular function: protein tag activity. The transcript has a single exon.
AUGAUUCUGGUGCACGUCAAUGACCGCCUCGGCACCAAGGCGACGGUCCCCUGCCUGCCGUCGGAUACGGUGGGCAAUCUCAAGGUCAUGGUGGCGGCGCAGAUCGGGCGGGCGCCGCGCGAGAUCCUGCUCAAGCGACAGGGUGAGCGGCCGUUUAAGGACUUCAUUACGUUGGGGGAUUAUAGUAUUACCAAUGGGGUGCAGUUGGAUUUGGAGAUUGGGACGGGGGAUUAA